AUGCCGCCUGACGAGUUCUGUGCGCGGUGCGACAACUCGGCGUACACGAAUGCGGCGGCGGCCGCUGCUCUCGCCGGUCCAGCGAGGAUGUCGCGUCUCUUUCGACGCGACGUCACGGUUUCGCAGAAGGCGUGGGAGGAUCUGUCGAGCCAGAUUUGGAUGCCGUUUGAUGCCACCGAGAAGGUCAUGCUGGAGUACGAGGGAUACGAUAGCGGACGUACAAUCAAGCAGGCUGACACCAUCCUACUGAGCUACCCCCUCAUGUAUACUCAGUCGAAAGAGGACAAAACACGCAUGAUCGAGAAGUAUGCCGCGGUUACCUCACUGAACGGUCCUGCAAUGACGUGGGCGAUGUUCUGCAUUUGCGCCAUGGAAGUCGACGUGAGUUGA
Molecule: messenger RNA, 390 nt
Organism: Mesocestoides corti
Lineage: Eukaryota; Metazoa; Platyhelminthes; Cestoda; Cyclophyllidea; Mesocestoididae
Source: the annotation of a GenBank genome assembly